AUGCCCGACAACCUCUCGCAAAGGGGAAACCCUUCCCAAACCGACCAAAACUACCCCACACAACAACAACAACAACAACAACAACAACAACCAAACCCUGAAACAAGCCGCGGCCUCGCAGCCCUCCUCCUAACAAAAUGCAACACUAUCCUCACCGAAAUCUCCACCUUCCAAUCCCUCCUCUCGCAGAAACUUCGCAACCCCCAACUCAUCGAAAUCCGCUCCCUCCGCUCAAGCAUCGUCUCCGAACUGCGGACAGUAGAAAAACUAAGCGAUAAGAUAGAAGCUGCGUUCGCUGCUGCUGAACAAAAGGGCGAUGCAGGAGAUGAUGUUGAGGCGCGGUAUAUUCAUGCGCUGAGGUCGUCGAAUCUGCCGUUUUAUGAGGCUGUUUGGGGGAUUGCGAAAGGGUCUUGUGGGGGGUUGGCAGGGUUUGGGAAGAGAUUUUAUUGGGGGGAUGGUGUGGGUGAUGGAGAGGAUGGGAAGAAGCUGCCGAAUAAGGAUAAGCGGAAGAGUGUUUUGGUUGACAUUGUGGCUGAUGAUGGGGAGGAAUGGGUGAAGGUGUCGACUAUCUCAGAGAGCCGGUUGCUCUUCGAGAUGGCUGAGAAAGGAUGGGAGAAGGAGUCGGAGCCCGGGUCUGACGACGAGGACGAAGGCAAAGGCAGGACUGUCCUACGGAACUACGAAAUUGAGAACGAGGACGACGAUGAUGAGGUCGGAUUGAUCAAGUUGGCUAUGGACAUGCGGAGAGCCGCCAAUGCUACGCGGGUGAGGUAUAGACGCCCUCAGAUUCGUUUUGUGCUGCCACGGAUUGAGGAACAGAAGAGUUCUGAUAUUGAUGAUCUUAUCGAUACGAUCCGGGGCUAUGGUAUUACUGUUGAAUGCGGCGGAAGAUACACGGAAGUGCUUGAUUCACAGACAGCGGAGAAUUCGCUGAGCCAUCUCCUCCCUAGCCAUUUCAUCCGGUUCACCCCUUCGCUCAAUGUGGACUGCACGUUGCUUCUUGCUAUGGUAUCAGACUUGUCACAUUACAAGUCUGUACACCCUUCGCCUGAAUACCAUACUGCCAUUAACAGGCAGAUCGAGAUUGAAAGGGAGCAUCCUCUACUGCCUGUAGAGAUCUGGCCGGCGACAGUUGACCGGGAAAUGCUAUGCACAGACGAGGCAGGGAAACGGAUGCGAGAGAUUGUCGAUACCAUCGGUACAGAUACCGAAAAGAAGCGGACAGAUAUAUUGAUGGGUGUUUCUCCUUUCGAUAGUUUGGAUCCAGAUACUCUCGUCCAGAAAUUUCAGGAACUAUCCGACUAUGAGGUCCCGGCACAAUGGAGACUCCCGGUAAAGACCGUCGAAGCAAGACCCGUGAUCGACUCGGGACGAAAACAAGCGAGAUUCCCUCCCAUAGUUGACAAUGUGGCCGAAAUGCUGUCUGAUAUCAACUAUAGUGUGUUCUUGUAUGGAUGGGUUACUGGAUUAGUGACCAUAUCUAGCAAUCGUACUGUGGUCAGGCAGAUAGAGACCACGGUGGAGAAUCAUAGAAACGGUGAUGAAGACUUGGUAGGACCCACGGUCUGGGUUUGUGACACACCCAGAAGUUUGAUUGGCAAAGAAAAGGACCGGAGAGAAUAG
This is a messenger RNA of Aspergillus ruber CBS 135680, 1623 nucleotides long. RefSeq lists its product as uncharacterized. The coding region runs from base 1 to 1623 and encodes 540 amino acids. The transcript has 2 exons. Lineage: Eukaryota; Fungi; Ascomycota; Eurotiomycetes; Eurotiales; Aspergillaceae. The record is from RefSeq and is a predicted model, not a curated record.